AUGGCACUGCACGUCGCGAUCGUCGGCGGUGGCAUCAGCGGGCUGUCGGCCGCCGUGUCGUUGCGCCGGGCCGGGCACAAUGUCCAGGUCUACGAGCGCUCGGCCCAUAACAACGAAGUUGGGGCGGCCAUCCACGUCCCGCCCAACGCAGCACGGGCGUUGCUGGCCUGGGGAUUGGACCCCGUCCACGCCAAGUUUGUCACCACCAAGUCGAGCUACCGUGCCAACGAGAAGACGCUGGUGCGCUUCCAUACCGGCAGAGAAGUCGAAGAGCAGAUUCCCAUCCGCUGUGGCGCUCCCUGGUUUCUUACCCAUCGUGUUGAUCUCCACGAAGAGCUGAAGCGGCUGGCAACAGAGCCCGAGAGCCCCCACGCGCCCGGCCGUCCCGCCCAGGUGGCCUUGCGUACCAAGGUCGUUGAAUAUAACACGGCCGACACGUCCAUCACACUAGACAAUGGUGACGUCGUCCAGGCCGACGUUGUCAUCGCCGCCGAUGGAAUCUAUAGCAUUGCCGUCGAGGCCAUCCUGGGCGAGCCUCGCCCCCUCGGGGCGCCUCAAAAUGCGUGCUUCCGCUUCCUGAUCCCGGCCGAUGCGAUCAACGCAGACCCAAAGACAAAGUUUUACACCGAGGACGACGACGGGCGCAUGAAGUUCUUUGUCGGCGACGACAAGAGAAUCGUGUCGUACCCAUGCCGCAAGUACGUUUCGGGACCGUCCGUCCCUCCAGUCGUGUAG
Messenger RNA from Sporothrix brasiliensis 5110, 735 nucleotides. RefSeq lists its product as uncharacterized. Gene Ontology annotation, molecular function: monooxygenase activity. The record is from RefSeq and is a predicted model, not a curated record. Lineage: Eukaryota; Fungi; Ascomycota; Sordariomycetes; Ophiostomatales; Ophiostomataceae. The transcript is spliced from 2 exons. The coding region runs from base 1 to 735 and encodes 244 amino acids.